AUGUACGCCGCUCAGAAUAUAACGCCAACAGUUUUGGAUGCUAUGAAUGGAAAUGUUUCCGAAUGGUAUAACGAAUGCGACAAUGCCAUUAGAAGGUCAGAAAUAGUUCCUGGAACUUACGAAUAUACAACUGCUGUUUCUUAUGGAAACGUAGGUGAGUUUGGAGAAGGUUCUUCAACAACAGUAGAUAUUGCUUGCGACAGGUUUCAUAUAAUUUCUAUUGACAACUCUUUCUUAUACGUGGAACAAGACAUUGAAAUAAAACCUUCUGCCAAGUUGUCUGACAAGAAAGGUUGCAAUGGAAUUUUCUAUGUCGGAUACCAAUAUGCUCCAGAAGUUUUCAUGGGAUAUAAGAUAUAUUCUAACUCUGACUUAGUUCAAACAGUAACAUGGGCAAACUAUGAAUGGUUCGCUUUGAGAAACUCAGUACAACCACAAGCUAGAGAACAAACAGACCAGUAUGCAACUAUUGAGAAAAUAAGAAGACUUGACCCUAACGUUCCAGGAGUUUAUGUUAACCUUUCUGGUUCAGAUGGAAAUGCUGUCACUAAAGUAAAACUGAAACUUAGAGUUCCUUUGUCAUCUUUCCUCAUCUUCAGGUUUUUAAGAUACUUGCCAAACUGGGCAGGAAAAAUUUCUAUUGAACUUACUCCAAGCAAAAAUAACUUAGUCAUUGCACCAACACAAGACCCAUUCACUAUUACA
Molecule: messenger RNA, 705 nt
Organism: Trichomonas vaginalis G3
Lineage: Eukaryota; Parabasalia; Trichomonadida; Trichomonadidae
Exons: 1
Source: RefSeq, a predicted model, not a curated record